CAGUUUUGCAAGUCUCACUCUCUCUCUCUCUCUCUCUCUGACUGUUAGGUUUGCUUUUGUUGUUGGUUUUUUGGCUGAUCUUGAGAAGUAUUUAUUAUGAGUUUCUGGUUGGUUUGCUUUUGUUGCUGGUUUUUAGCUGAUAUUGAGAAGAAGUAUUUAUUGUGAGUUUCUGGUUGGUUUGCUGGUCGUGUGGUGGUUGUCUUACAAAUUCUCUGGCUCUGUAAUUUUUUCGGCGUUCAGGUAACGCUAAGCUAAACUUGUUUGCUUGCUUCGACUACAUUCCAUAUCUGUUUUGUUCAGCAGCAGUAGAUUGCCAAAUGGCAUUGAGCACCCAAAGAGACUCUGCCUUUCUUCCUUCACCUCAUCAGUCUGCUCCUCAACCGAACCACGAUGUGUUUUUGAGUUUCAGGGGUGAGGACACUCGACAUAGCUUUGUAUCCCAUUUAUACCACGAAUUGCAGCUCAGGGGCAUUAAAACAUUCAAGGACGAUCCUAAGCUUGAAAGAGGGACACCUAUUUCUUCAGAGCUCUUCAAUGCAAUCGAAGAAUCAAGGCUUGCAAUCGUUGUUCUUUCGCCAAAUUAUGCAUCUUCUUCCUGGUGCUUGAAUGAACUUACAAAGAUUCUACAAUGCAUGAAAUCCAUAGGCACAAUUCUGCCAGUGUUUUAUAACGUGGAUCCCUCCGUUGUGAGAAAACAAAGCGGCAGUUUUGCCGACGCCUUCGCUGAGCAUGAGAAAAGGUUUAGGGAAGACAUCGAUAAGGUGAAGCGCUGGAGAGAUGCUUUAACAGAAGUAGCCAAUUUAUCUGGGAUAGAUUCAAAGAAGGAGUGUGAAAGAAAGCUUAUUGAAAAGAUUGUUGAAUGGGUGUGGAGUAAAAUGCAUCGCACAUUCAAAUUGUUAGAUUCCACAGAGUUAGUGGGAAUUAAGUUUACACUUGAGCACAAAGAUUGGCUAUUAGCUCCUACGGAUGAUGUUCGCUUUAUAGGGAUAUGGGGAAUGGGCGGCAUUGGCAAGACGACCAUUGCUAAGCUAGUUUAUGAGAGCAUUUCUAUUCAUUUUGAAGUUAGCUGCUUUCUUGCUAAUGUUAGAGAGGUUUCUGAACAUGGGAAUCUUGUUAAUCUACAAAGACAGCUUCUUUUCCCGAUCUUGAAGGAACAAAUUACUCAAGUUUGGGAUGAACUGUGGGGGACCUAUUUCAUUAAGAAUUGCUUAUCUAAUAAAAAGGUUCUUCUCAUUCUUGAUGAUGUGAGUGAAUCAAGCCAACUUGAAAAGUUGGCUGGUGAAAAGGAUUGGUUUGGUAAGGGGAGUAUAAUCAUAAUUACAACAAGAGAUGAACGGUUGCUAGUUAAGCAUGAUAUGCAGGUAUCAUAUAAGGUAGAGGGAUUAGGUGAUGAUGAUGCUCUUGAGCUCUUUAGUCGGAAUGCCUUUAAAAAAAAUGAGCCUGAGGAAGGUUUCUUGGAAUUGUCCAAGGGUUUUGCAAAUUAUGCCAAAGGCCUUCCACUAGCUCUUAAACUUUUGGGAUGCUUAGUGUAUAAAAGAGAUCAAGAUGAAUGGAAAAGUGAAUUGGAUAAGCUGCGGAAAAUCCCUAAAUCUGAAAUUUUUGAUUUGCUCAAACUAAGUUACGAUGGACUGGAUGAGAUGAACAAGAAUAUAUUUCUUGAUGUUGCAUUUUUUCAUAAGUGGAAGGGCAAGGAGGAAGUAAUUGAAAUACUAGACAGUUGUGGCCUAUGUGGUCGUAUUGGGAUAAAUGCUCUCGUUCAGAAAUCACUCUUAACUAUAUCAAAUAGGAAUGUUGAGAUGCAUGAUUUGAUACAGGAAAUGGCAUUGGAAAUUGUUCGUCGAGAGUGUCCUGAAGAGCCUGGUAGACGAAGUCGAUUGUGCAAUCAUGAUGAUAUCUCUUAUGUAUUCAUAAACAAUACGGCAACGGACAAAAUUAAAGGCAUCAGAUUACACAUGGCGACACUUGAAAAGGCAUAUUGGAAUUGUGAAGCCCUUUCUAAGAUGCUUAACUUGGAAUUUCUUGAAUUUGAUAAUGUGAUUAUUUCUUCAAGUCCUAGAAUUCUUCCUAAUUCUUUAAGAAGUAUCAAAUGGAGUCAGUAUCCUUCCAAAUUUCUCCCAUCAGGUUUUCAACCGAAUUUCCUAAUUGCACUUGAGAUGAGGUACAGCAAACUUAUUCGGCUUUGGGGUGGAAGAAAGGACUUGCCCAACUUGAAAAUAAUGAACCUUUUUGGCUCUGAAAACUUGACCACAACCCCAGAUUUGUCUGGCAUUCCGAAUCUUCAAGUGUUGGAUUUUCAAUUGUGUAAGAAUUUGGUUGAGAUUCACCCAUCAAUUGCAGAUCUCAAAUGUCUUAAAAGGUUGUAUCUUGGCUUUUGCUCAAAAUUGAAAAAGACUCCUGAAUUUUCAGAACAAAUGAAAAAUAUGUUAUCACUUAGCUUAACUAAGACGUCCAUUGAGAAAUUAUCUUCAUCAAUAGGAUGUCUGGUUGGCCUUACUGAUUUCUUUCUAGUGGAUUGCAAAAAUCUCGCGAGUCUUCCGAAUGAAAUUUGUAAUUUGAAGUCUCUUAAAGAAUUAAAUGUGGAUGGAUGCUCAAAAAUUGACAAACUCCCAGAGAACAUGGGGGAGAUGGAGUCUCUUACAAAGCUUCAAUUGUGUGGAACUUCUAUAAGACAGCUGCCAAGCUCCGUUUGUGGUUUGAAAAAACUUUACCGUCUAUCCUUACGUGGAAGUGGAUCACAGCCUAAUAAAUCAAGGUUUUGGUGGGGCCUUCCCCGCUUAUAUCAAAGAAAUGCUAUUGUGUUGGGCUCGCUUGAUGGUUUAUGCUCUUUGGGGAAAUUAGAUCUGAGUGAUUGUGGACUUUGUGAAGGGGAUCUUCCCAAUGAUAUUGGCUGCUUGUCCUAUUUAGAACAAUUAAAACUUAGUGGAAACAAUUUUGUUAGCCUUCCUGCCAGCAUUGGAUGUCUUUCUAAGCUUAAGUUAUUUUGGGUGAAUGGGUGCCAAAAGCUUCAACAAUUACCAGAUCUUUCUAAGCUUAUCUCAUUAGUGGAUAUAGACAUGACCGGUUGCACUUCCUUAAAAAUGUUACCACAACUUUUGUCAAAUUGCUCAUUAGUGGAUAUAAACAACAACAUACAUUUUCCUAGUUUUAGUUGUGCCAAUUGCUUUGUAUUGGUUGACAAUGAAGGCUGCGAUAGUAUACUAAUGAAAAUGCUACAGCGAUACCUUCAGCUAAUCCCUAGGCCUUGUUUCGAGUACCCAUUCGAAAUUGUAACUCCUGGAAGGGAAAUUCCAGAGUGGUUCAGUAAUCAAAGUUUGGGAGAUUCCCUAACUGUGGAGCUACCUCUGGAUUCAUGUACCACGUGGAUGGGAAUUGCUUUAUGUGCUGUGUUUGAAGUUCAGGAUGAUCUUUCUGAAUUUCAUUAUUUUCAAAUUAGCUGUUCCCUACAAGGAAUGCAGCCAUUUGGAUUUUCAAGAUGUUUUAAAAUACGCGAUGUUGUGUCAGAUCACCUUUGGGUAAUUUAUAUAUCUCGUGAAAAAUUUGUGAAGAAAUGCGGUCAGAUAAAGGUUUUGUCAACAACUUAUUAUUCUAAAGAGGAAAUGUGGAGACCCGAAAAAUCUUGCAUGAGUGUGAAGAAGUGUGCGUUUCGUUUGGUGCACGAGCAAGAUGUGGAACAACUCAACCAGAUCAUGAGGAACAAAUCCAUCAUCAAGAGCACUACUAGUUGUCCUACCAAAUCAGCUGAUGCACAAGGGCAACAAUGCCACGAUGACGAGGAGGCUAGUCCUAGUGGAAGUGGUAGCUCUCACCAAAAAAUCUCUCUUCUGCAAUCCUAUGCUCUUUCCGAAGAGGCAGACCAAGAUGAAUUAAAUGAUGAUGAUGAUGAUGUUGUUGACGAAGCUCGACCCAGAAAAAGAAAAAAGAUCGAUGUGUUUGGGACUGACCUAUGAUUCGUCACUUUCAAAGCAAGAGGCAUCACAGCUGCAUCAUUUCAAUUCAAUGUCAGUUGCUGCUUUUGCUGAUUCUACUUUUCUUUUUUUUGGAUUUGACGUACUAUUGUUUUGUUCCACUGCUUGUGCUUCAUUCUUUUGGCCUUAUGUUGCUCUAAGUUUUGUUUUUCA
This is a messenger RNA of Prunus persica (peach), 4118 nucleotides long. RefSeq names its product TMV resistance protein N. The transcript is spliced from 6 exons. Gene Ontology annotation, molecular function: ADP binding. NCBI's taxonomy places the organism in Eukaryota, Viridiplantae, Streptophyta, Magnoliopsida, Rosales, Rosaceae. The record is from RefSeq and is a predicted model, not a curated record. Gene Ontology annotation, biological process: defense response; signal transduction. Bases 318 to 3947 code for a protein of 1209 amino acids.